Wyeomyia smithii (pitcher-plant mosquito) is the source of this 1368-nucleotide messenger RNA. RefSeq lists its product as uncharacterized. The transcript has a single exon. Bases 1 to 1368 code for a protein of 455 amino acids. NCBI's taxonomy places the organism in Eukaryota, Metazoa, Arthropoda, Insecta, Diptera, Culicidae. The record is from RefSeq and is a predicted model, not a curated record.
AUGAAAACAACUACGAACAAGGUUAUACAAACGAAGGUAUCAUCCCGAAAUGGGGAGUUUUCUCUUCUGCUCGAUUUUCUGGUGACACCAAAAAUCACUGAACUGCCAACAGGUAAGGUAGAGACGCACUCGUGGCCGCUUCCUCCGGCAGUUGAGCUUGCAGAUUCGACUUUUAAUGAUCCCUCUGAUGUUGAUAUUAUGAUUAUUGGCGCCGAGGUUUAUUACGAUAUACUAAAGAAAGGAAGAAUGAAAAUAGGAGUGGAAAUUCCCACAUUGGCUGAGACUGCUUUUGGAUGGGUUGUGAGCGGCCCGGUAAAACUAGAUCGGCUAGGAUAUUCGAAAAGAAUUUGUCAGUUAAACAGUACCUAUGAGGAUGUCAAUCGUACCCUCUCUCGUUUUUGGGAACUCGAGACAUGUUAUACAGCUUCAACAAAGUCAUCAGCAGAGUUAGCUAUAGAGAAACAUUUUGAAACGACACACAGUCGUAGCAAAGAUGGUCGCUAUAUUGUGAGAAUACCCUUCAAUGAACGACAGGAUCUUUUGGGUGAUUCUAUGGAAACUGCUAAGCGACGUUUUGAAAAACUUUUGUCAAACCUUGCAAGGAAUCCGAAAAAGCGAGAGCAGUAUACUAAAUUUAUGGAAGAAUAUCUAACGCUUGGUCACAUGCAGGAAGUUAAUGACAAACCAGCAAAGUGUUAUUUUUUACCACAUCACUCCGUCUACAAAAGUUCUAGCUCCACGACUAAGUUAAGAGUCGUGUUCGAUGCUUCAGCUGCAACUACCACGGGUGUGUCACUUAAUGAUGCACAGCAAGUAGGUCCAACUGUCCAGAAUGAUUUGGUUACAAUCAUAUUGCGGUUUUGCACCCAACAAAUAGCACUAACGGCGGAUAUCCCGAAGAUGUACCGCCAGGUACAAAUACACGAAGCUGAUAGAAAAUUUCAACGAAUUUUGUGGCUGAACAACGAAGGUGAGACAGCCACGUUUGAAUUGUCAACUGUAACAUACGGCUGCUCUAGCGCACCGUAUCUGGCUACUAGAGCCCUUAAGCAACUUGCGGCUGACGAGAUGAAAGAUUUUCCAAAGGCUGCUCGCGUAGUCAAGGAGGAUAGUUAUAUCGACGAUUUUUUAACCGGAGCUAGGACGGCUGCUGAAGUGAUCGAAAUUGUUUGUCAACUGAAGCAAAUACUAAAUCGUGGGGGUUUCGGCCUUCAUAAAUUUUGUUCCAAUAGUACAGAAGUUCUGGAUGUUAAACCGCAGGAGCUUCAGGAAAGACGAGUGGAGUUCGAAAGCUGCGAUAUCAAUGAUGCAAUUAGAACGUUAGGUCUUAUUUGGAACCCUAUUGAAGAUUAUUUUGUGUUCCUCUAG